Molecule: messenger RNA, 1292 nt
Organism: Malania oleifera
Lineage: Eukaryota; Viridiplantae; Streptophyta; Magnoliopsida; Santalales; Ximeniaceae
Product: peroxisomal 2,4-dienoyl-CoA reductase [(3E)-enoyl-CoA-producing]-like
Exons: 5
Coding region: 267-1160 (297 amino acids)
Biological process (GO): fatty acid catabolic process
Molecular function (GO): 2,4-dienoyl-CoA reductase (NADPH) activity
Source: RefSeq, a predicted model, not a curated record
UUUUCAAUUUUAUGUGAUAAAAAUUUCAAAAAGAAAUGGUGGGAUGUGGGAUGAUUGAGGAUGCCGCAUGUAGAUUUGACUUCGUAGCUCCUAGAUGAGAAAGGAAGAACAGGGGCAAGGUCUUUUCCGUAAUCUUCGACGAAUCUUGGAACUUGUGCGCUGCCCCGUUUGACCGGGUGAUGGCAUAAAAGAUCGUUCAUCACUUUCUAUCCUACUGGCGCUGCCCCGGAGAUAUAGAAAAAGAGAGAGGAGAGAGCUUUGUAUCCAUGGAGUCGUCGUUCAAGGCGGAUAUUUUGAAAGGCAAGGUCGCCCUAUUGACGGGAGGUGGCUCCGGAAUCGGGUUCGAGAUUUCAACCCAGUUCGGUAAACAUGGAGCUUCUGUCGCUGUUAUGGGUAGACGCAAGUCCGUGCUUGAUUCUGCUGUCGCCACACUCCAGUCCCUUGGAAUUCCGGCUGUUGGCUUUGUGGGGGAUGUUCGCAAACAGGAAGAUGCAAAGAGGGUUGUCGAAUCCACUGUCAAGCAUUUUGGCAGGGUUGACAUUCUUGUGAAUGCUGCAGCGGGCAAUUUUCUAGUAUCAGCAGAGGAUUUGUCUACUAAUGGGUUUCGAACAGUUAUGGAUAUUGAUUCUGUUGGCACAUUUACAAUGUGCCGUGAAGCUCUUCCAUAUCUUAAGAAAGGGGGACCUGGAAGGGAUUCUUCUAAUGGUGGAACAAUUUUGAAUAUAAGUGCCACUUUGCAUUAUACAGCAUCUUGGUAUCAAAUCCAUGUAUCUGCAGCCAAGGCAGCUGUUGAUGCCAUUACAAGAAACUUGGCGUUGGAAUGGGGAAGUGAGUAUGAUAUAAGAGUCAAUGGGAUUGCACCAGGCCCCAUUGCUGAUACUACUGGCAUGAGUAAACUAAUACCUGAGGAGAUAAAUAGCAAAGCUGGAAAUAACAUUCCUCUAUUUAAACUAGGGGAGAAAUGGGAUAUUGCUAUGGCUGCUCUCUACCUUUCAUCUGAUGCUGGUAAAUACAUCAACGGAACCACUCUUAUAGUUGAUGGAGGACUUUGGCUGAGCCAGCCUCGCCGGUUGCCGAAGGAAGCAGUGAAGCAACUUUCUCGAGUGGUGGAAAAGAGGGUCAGAAAUGCACCUGCUGGACUCCCAACCAGCAAGCUUUGACGCUGUAGAAUCACAUAUUAUCACUGUGAAGCCUGUUGUAGGCAAAAUGUAAUAAGUGAUGUACAAUGAAUUAGUAGUAUCAUGAAAUGAAAGCUGGUUCGUGUAAUCAUAAUAAAGAUUGGAUUUAAAUCA